Molecule: messenger RNA, 2397 nt
Organism: Merops nubicus (carmine bee-eater)
Lineage: Eukaryota; Metazoa; Chordata; Aves; Coraciiformes; Meropidae
Gene: VPS41
Product: vacuolar protein sorting 41 homolog (S. cerevisiae)
Exons: 22
Coding region: 27-2117 (696 amino acids)
Biological process (GO): vesicle-mediated transport; macroautophagy; endosomal vesicle fusion
Cellular component (GO): late endosome; HOPS complex
Molecular function (GO): protein binding
Source: RefSeq, a predicted model, not a curated record
AGCUGCUGUUGUAUGAGAGAGGCUGGAUGAACAGAUGGAAGCCUUCAGUUUUACACGAAGGGGAAGGAAAUAUAAGAAAUGUGAAAUGGAGAGGACACUUAAUUGCUUGGGCCAAUAAUAUGGGCGUGAAGAUACUCGACAUGGUCUCCAAGCAAAGAAUUACCAAUGUGCCUCGAGAUGACAUAAGCCUUCGCCCAGAUAUGUAUCCCUGCAGCCUGUGCUGGAAGGAUAAUUUAACGCUGAUUAUUGGCUGGGGAAAUUCAGUAAAGAUCUGCUCAGUGAAGGAGCGCCAUGCCAGUGAGAUGCGCGACCUUCCCAACCGCUAUGUGGAAAUAGUUUUCCAGUUUGACACUGAGUUCUACAUCAGUGGACUUGCCCCUCUCUGUGACCAGCUGGUUAUACUCUCAUACGUAAAGGAGAUUUCUGAAAAAACGGAGGUGGAGUGUUGUGCAAGGCCUAGGCUGGAUAUUGUGCAGCCCCUACCUGAGUCCUGUGAAGAGAUCUCUUCUGAUGCACUAACAGUACGAGGAUUUCAGGAAAAUGAGUGUAGAGAUUAUCAUUUAGAGUAUUCGGAGGGUGAAUCGCUUUUCUAUAUCAUCAGCCCAAGAGAUGUGGUGGUGGCCAAAGAGCGGGACCAAGAUGACCACAUCGACUGGCUUCUUGAGAAGAAGAAAUAUGAAGAAGCUUUGAUGGCAGCUGAGAUCAGUCAGAAAACCAUAAAAAAGCACAAGAUUUUGGACAUUGGCUUAGCCUAUAUAAAUCAUCUUGUGGAGAAAGGAGAGUAUGACCUGGCUGCUCGAAAGUGCCAGAAAAUUCUUGGCAAAAACACAGAACUCUGGGAAUUUGAAGUUUACAAGUUUAAAGAAAUAGGUCAGCUUAAGGCAAUUAGUCGUUACUUGCCCAGACGGGACCCGGUUUUGAAACCUCUGAUCUAUGAAAUGGUCCUGCAUGAGUUUUUGGAGAGUGACUACGAGGGGUUUGCAACCCUGAUAAAAGAGUGGCCUGGAGAUCUCUACAACAACACAAUCAUAGUUCAAGCUGUAGUGGAUCACCUGAAGAAAGAUCCACAGAACAGGACUUUGCUACGAACGCUUGCAGAAUUGUACACUUACGACCAACGCUAUGGCAGAGCCCUAGAAAUUUACCUAACCCUGAGGCACAAAGAUGUCUUCCAGUUGAUCCACAAGCACAAUCUUUUCAGUUCUAUCCGAGACAAAAUUGUUCUGCUCAUGGAUUUUGAUUCAGAGAAAGCAGUAGACAUGCUUUUGGAUAAUGAAGACAAAAUUUCUAUUGACAGAGUUGUUGAAGAAUUGGAGAACAGGCCUGAGCUACAGCACGUGUAUUUGCACAAGCUUUUCAAAAGAGACCACCAUAAAGGCCAACGGUAUCAUGAGAAACAGAUCAGUCUUUAUGCCGAGUAUGAUCGCCCAAACUUGCUGCCUUUCCUCAGGGACAGCACACACUGUCCACUAGAGAAGGCUCUUGAAAUCUGCCAACAGAGGAACUUUGUAGAGGAGACAGUCUAUCUUCUGAGCAGAAUGGGAAAUAGUCGUAGUGCCUUGAAGAUGAUAAUGGAAGAAUUGCAAGAUGUAGACAAAGCUAUUGAAUUUGCCAAGGAGCAAGAUGAUGGAGAACUUUGGGAAGACCUCAUUUUAUAUUCUAUCGACAAGCCACCUUUCAUUACUGGUUUGUUGAACAAUAUUGGAACCCAUGUCGAUCCCAUUCUUCUGAUCCACCGAAUUAAGGAAGGCAUGGAGAUUCCUAAUUUGAGAGACUCACUGGUGAAAAUUCUUCAGGACUACAACUUGCAGAUCUUGCUGAGGGAAGGCUGCAAAAAGAUACUUGUUGCUGAUUCUCUUUCUUUGCUGAAGAAAAUGCACCGAACUCAGAUGAAGGGUGUUCUAGUGGACGAGGAGAAUAUCUGUGAAUCAUGCCUGUCUCCAAUACUUCCUUCAGAUGCAUCCAAGUCCUUCAACGUGGUCGUGUUCCACUGCAGACACAUGUUUCACAAGGAGUGCCUCCCAGUAUCUAACACAGUAUCCUCUGUCCAGUUCUGCAACAUAUGCAGUGCCAAACACCGAGGGCCAGGAAGUGCAAUCCUGGAGAUGAAGAAAUAGCAGUCCCCUAGUUGUCCAUGCCAGUCUGUGACACCAGAUCUGUUAGGACCAUGCAGAACCACUGCAGCUUCUGUUAAUCAUUUCUGUAUAUAAUUCUGAUUGUGAUUUAGAACUGGUUUCUGUAAGUUAUCCAGCUUAUUGAACAUUUUGGGGAAGGAGAAAAUGUGCAAAUCUUUCCUUGUAAUACAGUCUUUGUUAUGCAAUUCAUGGGUCACUGUUCCUGUGCUCAGCUCAUUACCUAACUCUGGAACAGAAAAGAGAAAUAAAAUGGGAAGGAAAA